Messenger RNA from Ostreococcus lucimarinus CCE9901, 1200 nucleotides. RefSeq lists its product with no specific name. Gene Ontology annotation, molecular function: protein binding. NCBI's taxonomy places the organism in Eukaryota, Viridiplantae, Chlorophyta, Mamiellophyceae, Mamiellales, Bathycoccaceae. The transcript has a single exon. The record is from RefSeq and is a predicted model, not a curated record. Bases 1 to 1200 code for a protein of 399 amino acids.
AUGACGAUCGCGCCGGAUGGGGCGAGCGUGUACGUCGGGAUGACGAACGGCGUGGUGAAGCAGAUUCGAGCAAGCGGCGACGUUGGCGCUGGCGCGAUGCGGAGCUUUUAUCCAACGCCGGUGAACGCCACCGGAGACGAGUUUAACAACGCAAACACACCCGUGCGGAUGUUGCAAAUAUCGAAAGCCAGCGGCGAAGCGCUCGUCGGGUACGAAAAUGGUGGAUGGAGUAAGGUGUCGCUGGACAACGGAGAGACGACGACGUGGAGCGCGCCGCACAGCGAUUUCGCCGAUGUUUUUAAAUACGUCAACGUAAAAAAGCUGUCCAAAUACACAAACACCGCGCCACAGUGUCGUUCGAUGGCGGCGAACGACGACUUGUCGAUCAUUUAUCUGGCGUCGCCCUUGUUGCGAGAUGGAAGAGUUUAUGUGUGGGAUUUAACGUCUUCGCCUACAAACGAAGAAAGAAGCAGUGGCGAGGACCUCACGUUCAAGCAUACGAGCAAACUCGACGACAUCGAUGACGUUGAUGCGUAUGAUCGAUGUUUCGAGAGCGCUGCUGCGGGUGAGAGAGAAAUUGGAACAGUGAAACAUUUGGAAUUUCACAGCGACUGCGUCACGUCGUUGGUGAGAGUUAACAGCGCCAUCGUGAGUGGUUCGCUCGAUGCAUACAUCGCGAUAUGGGACUUGAAGUCGAAAGUCACACCGAUGCAGCCUCACUCGACCACGAAGAUGACUUCCGCGGUGCGAGAGAUGACGAUCGCGAAAGACGGUCGAACGCUCUAUUGCGCCGGUGCGGAUGGCAGCGUGCGCAUCCACGACGUGCGAGGAAAGAGCGGCAAAUUAUCGUUACAAUGGGUGCGAUCAGUUGGUGGUCAGGAAGGAUAUGUCAACUCAUUAUGUACGAUUAAGAACGAUCCUUUCAUCGUCAUCGGAAGUUCCAAAGCGGCGCAAGCGCCGAAACCGUAUUCGAUCAUUCGCGGCGACGGCGAAUUAAGCGUUUGGCGCGUCACGGAUGGCGAACUCAUGUUCAAAACGACUAUUCACGACGCUGACGUGAACGCCAUUGUGGUAACAACCGAUGGUAAGGCGCUGUACAGUGGCGACGCGAAAGGCAAAAUUUGCAAGCACGCGCUCGGCGCAAACGUCGUCGAGGCCAAGCCUCCCAACGCGCCCAUUCGCAAAGGAUUCUUCUUGUGA